AUUCAACCACUCGCUUCUCUGUUCCAGUGUGUUUACUACACUGCCGAGCAUUAGGGAGACACUCGUCUUCACAUGCACUGAACCCGCGAAUAAAAGCCGUUUUAGUCGUAUUUGUAAGAAAACCUCCAAGAAAUCAUCAUGCCCAAGAGAAAGGCACAAGGAACAGAAGGAGGAGAGAAGGAAGAGCCUCAGAGGAGAUCGGCCCGGUUAUCAGCGAAGCCGGCCCCACCUAAACCGGAGCCAAAGGCCAAGAAGGCAGCAAAGAAAGAAAAGGCUGUGAAUGAUAAGAAGGAGGACAAGAAGACCAAGAAGGCAAAGGAGAACGCCGAAGCAGAGGCCAACGAGGAGAACCACUCUGAGAACGGCGAGGCCAAGACCAACGAGGUGGAAGCAGCCCCCGAGGAGGCCAAGGAGGAGGCCAAGUCCGAGUAGCACCACUGCCCAACUUCUCCUCCUCUACGACCCACCUACCCAGCCAGCCAGCCCUCCCUCUCCUCCUCAAGUCUCACACGGUUUCCCUCCAAGGCGUAUUGUUAACAGAGGAAUAUUUUUAUCAAUGAUUUUAUAAGUAUCCGUACAGAUUUUUAGCACAAAAAAGCAAAGCUGAACAUGGAGCGCCUUGCAGAUUUGCAGUGGUCAUAUCAAGUGUCUGCAAGAUUAAAAAAAACACACUAAAAUCUUUUUUAAAAGGCAUUUUAUGAUUACGGAAGGCUCGUUUGGUGUAG
Messenger RNA from Oryzias melastigma (Indian medaka), 725 nucleotides. It is a transcript of the gene hmgn7, whose product is annotated as high mobility group nucleosomal binding domain 7. The coding region runs from base 139 to 432 and encodes 97 amino acids. Lineage: Eukaryota; Metazoa; Chordata; Actinopteri; Beloniformes; Adrianichthyidae. The record is from RefSeq and is a predicted model, not a curated record. Gene Ontology annotation, molecular function: nucleosomal DNA binding. Gene Ontology annotation, biological process: chromatin organization. Gene Ontology annotation, cellular component: chromatin; nucleus. The transcript has 6 exons.